GCAAAGGGAUGGUGGGACGAUGAGUUAAUCUAACCUAACCACGGUUAAAAGGUGUGUUAGGGUUAGGCCCGGCGGCACCUGCUAUUAUAUAGAAAUAUCCUCCGCUCAUUUCGUCUCUCGACUCUCCAGGAGCUCUCGGCUGCGCGCUUUCUAACAGGCCAUCAAUUGUUGUUUCAGCUGUUGCUGUAAUUCUUCAGAAUGGCAGAUGGUCAUGAGACUGAUAAGAACAUUGAGAUUUGGAAGAUUAAGAAACUGAUCAAGGCACUUGAAGCUGCAAGGGGUAAUGGAACCAGCAUGAUUUCUCUCAUCAUGCCUCCCCGGGAUCAGAUUUCUCGUGUUACUAAGAUGCUUGGUGAUGAAUUUGGAACUGCAUCAAACAUUAAGAGCAGGGUGAAUCGACAGUCUGUUCUUGGGGCUAUUACAUCCGCUCAGCAGAGGCUCAAGCUUUACAACAAAGUUCCUCCGAAUGGGCUUGUGCUGUACACAGGGACCAUUGUUACUGACGAUGGGAAGGAAAAAAAGGUCACCAUUGAUUUUGAGCCUUUCAGGCCAAUCAAUGCAUCUCUUUACCUCUGUGACAACAAGUUUCAUAUUGAAGCUCUGAAUGAACUCUUAGAAUCUGAUGACAAGUUUGGUUUCAUUGUCAUGGACGGAAAUGGGACACUUUUUGGGACACUAAGCGGAAACACUAGGGAGGUGCUUCAUAAAUUUAGUGUCGACCUUCCAAAGAAGCACGGAAGAGGAGGGCAGUCAGCUCUACGUUUUGCUCGUCUUCGAAUGGAGAAGCGCCACAACUAUGUUAGAAAGACAGCAGAGCUUGCCACACAGUUUUUUAUUAAUCCUGCCACCAGUCAGCCCAAUGUUUCAGGAUUAAUACUGGCUGGGUCAGCUGACUUCAAAACAGAGCUUAGUCAGUCAGAUAUGUUUGAUCCUCGUCUGCAAGCCAAAAUACUGAACGUGGUGGAUGUUUCUUAUGGAGGAGAGAACGGUUUCAACCAGGCUAUUGAGCUGUCAGCGGAGAUCCUGUCCAAUGUGAAAUUCAUUCAGGAGAAGAAGUUGAUAGGAAAAUACUUUGAGGAGAUUAGCCAGGAUACAGGAAAGUAUGUUUUUGGUGUGGAGGACACACUAAAAGCUCUAGAGAUGGGUGCUGUCGAGAUUCUUAUUGUGUGGGAAAGUUUGGACAUCAAUCGGUAUGUGCUGAAAAAUACAACUACUGGUGAGAUUAUAGUGAAGCAUUUCAACAAGGAGCAGGAGAACAAUCAGAGCAACUUCCGGGAUGCUAACAAUGCGGAGCUAGAGGUUCAGGAGAAGACGUCACUGCUGGAGUGGUUUGCUAAUGAGUACAGGCGGUUUGGUUGUAGUCUUGAGUUUGUCACCAACAAGUCACAGGAGGGGUCACAGUUCUGCCGUGGUUUUGGUGGCAUUGGAGGAAUUCUUCGCUACCAGCUUGAUAUGAGGUCGUUUGAUGAGUUUUCUGACGAUGGAGAAGCUUAUGAUGAUUCUGAAUAGCAAUCAAUCAACUCUUCCCCAAAACUGGUGCAGCAAGGUGGGGUGCAAAAUGCCUGCACCAGUGCGCUCGGAGUUGUGGUUUCUGCUGCUGCUGCUCCUGAGCUAUUCUCAGAAACAUUCUCAGGCUUGAUUGAGGACAUUACAAAUACAUUGUUAUCUGAUCCCAAAAACCUUGAUCUGGUGAUUUCAUCUGGAUCGCAGAAGAGGCAAGGAAAACCGAUCAUCUGGAACGAGGACACAAUGCCGAGAGCUGCUGCUCCCUGUGGAUCAGGACCUUCCGAACAUAUGCACCCGUGCAUCGAGAACCCCUUUAUGAUGCUGGAUUGUGGUCCUUGGGGUAGUGCUUUCGGUUAAGUUGUUGUAUUUGGUGGUGUACUUGUGACUUAAGCCGUUACUGUCUUGUGGAACAAUUUCCUAGCGUCGUCGCGGCGGCUCGUCUUUGAGAUGAAGCCGGGCUGAAUAAUCAUGUUUGAACUAGUAGUUCUCUUUCUCUUAUGUGCGUCUGAUGACUCUGAAGAAGUAAUCUAUGCUUCUUCUGGCUAGUAAUCCUGUUUAUUUGGUGCUUUUGAAUCCUUUUGGUGCUCGUCCUGCGAUAUGUGGAUUUGUCGUUAAAUUCGUUGAUCUAGCAAAGAACGGCACAAUUUUGCAAGAUCAAUGGACGUGAUUGGUUCCUCUGUUUA
Messenger RNA from Pyrus x bretschneideri (Chinese white pear), 2189 nucleotides. RefSeq names its product eukaryotic peptide chain release factor subunit 1-3. The transcript is spliced from 3 exons. NCBI's taxonomy places the organism in Eukaryota, Viridiplantae, Streptophyta, Magnoliopsida, Rosales, Rosaceae. The coding region runs from base 199 to 1509 and encodes 436 amino acids. Gene Ontology annotation, biological process: cytoplasmic translational termination. Gene Ontology annotation, molecular function: sequence-specific mRNA binding; translation release factor activity, codon specific. The record is from RefSeq and is a predicted model, not a curated record. Gene Ontology annotation, cellular component: cytosol; translation release factor complex.